AUGGAGACUAAAGGCGGCCUCUUCCAUUAUGCUGAUUGGAUAGACAAACUGCUAAUGUUCUUUGGAAUUUUGGGCAGCAUGGGAGAUGGGUUAUCGACGCCACUUACCAUGUACACUUUAAGUGGUGUAAUUAAUGACUAUGCAACUUCUGAAUCUGAUACUGGUAUAUCUCUCUCCAUUGAAGUAGUAGAUAAGUAUUCUCUGAGGCUCCUCUAUGUUGCUACUUUUGUUGGAACUUCUGCUUUCCUAGAAGGAAUUUGUUGGACGCGAACAGCAGAGAGACAGGCAUCUAGAAUUAGAAUGGAGUACCUAAAAUCAGUCCUAAGGCAAGAAGUUGGUUUCUUUGACAAGCAAGCUACUUCCAACAGCACCUUCCAAGUCAUCUCUGCCAUCUCUUCUGAUGCUAAUUCAAUUCAAGACACCAUAGCUGAGAAGAUACCCAAUUGUCUGGCUCACCUCUCAUCAUUCAUCUUUACCUUAGUAGUAGCCUUUAAACUUUCUUGGCGAUUGGCAUUGACGACCUUGCCAUUCACAUUCAUGUUCAUCAUUCCUGGAGUUGUUUUUGGGAAGCUACUAAUGCACAUAGGGACAAUGGGGAAAGAAGCCUAUGCAGUGGCAGGAGGAAUUGCAGAACAGGCAAUCUCAUCGAUUCGUACUGUUUACUCGUAUGUGGGGGAGCAUCAAACUCUGGAAAGAUUUGGAAAUGCACUCCAAAAGAGUAUGGAGCUUGGCAUAAAGCAAGGGCUUGCAAAGGGAUUGUUGAUAGGGAGCAUGGGAAUGAUUUUUGCAGUUUGGGGCUUUCUGGCUUGGGCUGGCAGUGUUCUUGUUACCGAAAAAGGAGAAAAAGGUGGUGCUGUUUUUGUGUCUGGAAUCUGUACCAUCUUGGGAGGAGUGUCCAUCAUGAGUGCACUUCCAAAUAUUUCAUUUCUCUCAGAAGCAAAAAUUGCUGCCACGAGAAUUCAAGAGAUGAUUGACCAGAUUCCAGUUAUAGAUUCUGAAGAUGAAAAAGGGAGAACACUCUCAUAUUUGAGAGGAGAAAUCGAAUUUAAGGAGGUAGACUUCAGCUACCCAUCAAGACCAGAUACCCCAAUUCUGCAAGGAUUCAAUCUUAAAGUGAAAGCAGGUAAGACAGUAGGUCUUGUUGGAGGCAGUGGUUCUGGCAAGUCCACGGUCAUUGCUUUGCUUGAAAGAUUCUAUGAUCCUAUUAGCGGAAAUAUUCUCCUUGAUGGCUACAAAAUAAAGAGACUUCAGCUUCGAUGGUUGAGAUCCCACAUGGGACUGGUUAAUCAGGAACCAGUUCUCUUUGCAACAUCCAUAAAGGAGAACAUUCUAUUUGGUAAGGAAGAUGCUUCUAUGGAACUUGUUGAGAGAGCAGCUAAAGCUGCAAAUGCACAUGACUUCAUCCUUAAGUUGCCUGAUGGAUAUGAAACACAAGUAGGGCAAUUUGGAGUUCAGUUGUCUGGAGGUCAGAAGCAAAGGAUUGCCAUAGCGAGGGCUUUAAUCAGAGAUCCGAAGAUCCUUUUGCUUGAUGAAGCCACAAGUGCUUUGGAUGCAAAGUCUGAAAGAAUAGUACAAGAAGCCCUGGACAAGGCUUCAGUAGGAAGAACAACAAUUAUUGUUGCACAUCGCCUGUCGACAAUUCGUGAGGCUGAUUUGAUAGCUGUCCUUCAAUCAGGGAGAGUGGUUGAAUCAGGUUCUCACUAUGAGCUGAUGCAAGUGAACAAUGGAGAAGGUAGGGCUGGGGCUUACUAUAAAAUGGUGCAAUUGCAGCAAUCGGCAGUACAAGAAGGAGCUGUGUACUCUCCCAAUUACCCAACACACCGAACAAGCCGCCUUAUAAUGCAAAGCGCCCAAACUCCUGUACAUACCAGUGUGAGAUCAAGUUAUCAAGGCAGUCCAGCCUAUGCCUUCAGCCCUGUGUUUUCCAUCAGUAUGACAUCCUCAGUCCAAGUGCAUUCACAUGAUGACCAAAAUGGUGAGAGCUUAAAGAAAUCUCUCCAUCCUUCCCCUUCUCAAAGGCGCUUGCUAAGAAUGAAUGCUCCUGAGUGGAAGAGAGCAUUACUUGGUUGCCUUGGUGCUGCUGGUUUUGGAGCAGUUCAGCCUGGUCAUGCCUAUUGUCUAGGAUCAAUUGUCUCAGUGUACUUCCUUGCAGACAACUCCAAAAUCAAAUCAGAAUCCAGAACCUAUUGCUUCAUCUUUUUAGGACUAGCAAUUCUCAGUUUCAUUACUAAUCUCCUUCAGCAUUACAAUUUUGCAAUCAUGGGAGAACGCUUAACCAAAAGGGUGCGGGAAAAAAUGCUUGAUAAGGUGUUCAGCUUUGAGGUUGGAUGGUUUGAUGAAGAGGAGAAUACGAGCGCUGCCAUUUGCGCACGGCUGGCAACCGAAGCCCAACUGGUUCGAUCCCUGAUUGCAGAUCGUAUGUCAUUCCUGGUUCAGGUUUUCUUUAGUGCUUCCAUUGCCUUUGCGCUAGCUCUGUUGGUCUCUUGGAGAGUAGCAAUUGUUAUGAUUGCCAUCCAGCCACUAAUUAUAGGGAGCUUCUAUUCAAGAACUAUUCUAAUGAAAACUUUGUCUGAAAGAGCUCAGAAAGCACAAAGUAAGGGAAGCCAACUAGCUAGUGAAGCUAUCAUUAACCACAGGACUAUCACUGCAUUUUCAUCACAAAAGAGGAUAUUGGGAUUCUUCAGACAAACAAUGAAAGGCCCCAAGAAGGAAACAGUAAAGCAAUCAUGGAUUUCAGGAUUUGGUCUAUUCAGUUCUCAGCUCCUGACAACAGCAUCUGUAGCUUUGAUAUUUUGGUAUGGGGGUAGGUUAAUGUCUGAAGGAAAAAUAGAAUCGAAGCGCCUUUUUCAAGUAUUCUUCCUCUUGAUGAGCACAGGUAAAAACAUUGCAGACGCAGGAAGCAUGAGUUCUGAUUUAGCUAAAGGCAACAAUGCAAUCAGAUCACUUUUUGCAAUUCUUGACAGGGAAAGUGAAAUUGAUCCAGAUGAUCCGAAUGGAAUUAAAGUGAAAAGGAGUAUUAACGGCUGCAUAGAAUUAAAGAACAUAUUCUUCUCCUACCCUGCCAGGCCUAAUCACAUGAUCUUCAAGGACUUAAGCCUCAAAAUUGAAGCAGGAAAAACAUUUGCACUUGUAGGACAAAGUGGUUCAGGAAAAUCCACCAUCAUUGGACUGAUUGAAAGAUUUUAUGAUCCGCAAAAUGGAGUAAUACUGAUAGAUGAACGCGACAUCAAGAGUUACAACUUGAGAAGACUGAGGUCACAUAUUGCAUUAGUGAGUCAGGAACCCACUCUUUUUGCAGGAACUAUCUACCAAAACAUCGUUUAUGGUAAAGAAGAUGCUACAGAAGCUGAAAUAAGAAAAGCUGCAAUGCUAGCCAAUGCCCAUGAAUUUAUCAGUUCCAUGAAAGAUGGAUAUGACACCUAUUGUGGAGAAAGGGGAGUGCAGCUAUCAGGAGGGCAGAAGCAAAGAGUAGCACUGGCUAGGGCAAUAUUAAAGAACCCAGAAAUCCUUCUCUUGGAUGAGGCAACAAGUGCACUUGAUAGUGUAUCAGAAAAUUUAGUCCAAGAAGCGUUAGACAAGAUGAUGGUUGGGAGAACGUGUGUUGUAAUCGCGCAUCGGUUGUCUACAACACAGAAAGCAGACUCCAUAGCUGUGAUAAAGAAUGGAAAGAUUGUAGAAAGAGGAUCACAUUCUGAACUACUAGCUAUUGGACGCCAUGGCUCCUACUACUCUCUCAUUACGCUACACUCCUCAGCCGCGUCCACAGCUCCCAGUCACUUGCCUCGCCGUCCACGGUAACCUCCUCUGCGCUGCUUCCUCUCAUGAAAUCAAUGUCGACGAUCGAAGCAGCUGCACGCAUCUCCAUGCGUUCAAUGACGAUGAUUCAUCUUACGGCUUUGUAAAGUCCGUCUCCUUCUAGGACGGAAAAAUCUUCACUGCUCAUCAGGACUCAAGGAUCUGCAUUUGGAAACUGUCUCCGAGUAAAGAGUAUAAGUUGGUAACCGUUCUCCCCACCCUUAACGAUCGUUUACGCCGUUUCAUUUUCCCGAAGAACUACGUUAAAAUCCGGCGUCACAAGAAGCUGUCUGGAUCGAACACGCCGACGCAGUAACUGGCCUCGCCGUUAACAAUGGUUUAAUCUAUUCGGUUUCUUGGGACAGUUACUUGAAGAUACGGAGAGCAUCUGAUCUCCGGUGUUUAGAGUCUAUAAAAGCACACGAGGACGCAGUUAAC
This is a messenger RNA of Hevea brasiliensis (rubber tree), 4233 nucleotides long. Its product is annotated as ABC transporter B family member 15-like. The transcript is spliced from 8 exons. The record is from RefSeq and is a predicted model, not a curated record. Gene Ontology annotation, biological process: transmembrane transport. Gene Ontology annotation, cellular component: membrane. Gene Ontology annotation, molecular function: ABC-type transporter activity; ATP hydrolysis activity; ATP binding. The coding region runs from base 1 to 3798 and encodes 1265 amino acids. NCBI's taxonomy places the organism in Eukaryota, Viridiplantae, Streptophyta, Magnoliopsida, Malpighiales, Euphorbiaceae.